AUGACUUCAAGUGAUGUGGUAACGCCAGAUUUUGGAAUUACCACAGAGUGGUAUGAUGAAGAUUAUCUGGACGACAUGUGCCAAAAAGAUGAGGUUCGCAAAUUUGGAGCGAUAGUCACGACUGUGUUCUUCUCUGUGGUGAUCGUUUUCAGUGUGUUUGGGAACCUGCUGGUCCUGGUGGUGCUAGUGAAGUAUGAAAACCUGAAGUCCAUGACCAACACCUUCCUGCUGAACCUGGCCCUGUCCGACAUCAUUUUCACUGUGGGCCUGCCAUUCUGGGCCUCCUACGACAUCCACAACUGGACUUUUGGAGAGGCCGGGUGCAAAGCUGUGAGCUUCAUCUUUGAAAUGGGCUUCUACAGCAGCAUCAUCUUUUUGACCAUCAUGACCAUUCACCGUUACAUGGCUGUGGUUCACCCAAUGUCGGUGGUCAUUUCCAGGAAGAGCUUUCACUGCGUGGUGACGUCUCUCACCGUGUGGGUGGCCAGUGGCUUGGCAGCCACCCCAGCCCUCUUCAAGACCGAAGGCUUCAAUCCAAAUGACAAUUCCACGCAUUGCUACUACGAAAACACCACAUGGAUGCUGGUUGGGACCUAUCAGCAGAAUGUUUUUUUCCUGGUCUCCUUCACCGUCAUUGCUUUCUGCUACUCCCAGAUCCUUCUUCGUCUCCUUCGCCCCACCUCCCAUACCAGGCACAAGACCGUGCGGCUCAUCCUCAGCAUCGUGGUGGUUUUCUUCCUAGGCUGGGCACCUUACAACGUGGCCCUAUUCUUGCAGUCUUUACCGCUCUGGGAGCUGAAGCCUUUCAACGACUGCAGCGUCAGCAACUCAGUGGACUAUGUGUUUUACGUGUGCCGCCUGGUCGCCUUCUCCCACUGCUGCCUCAACCCCGUGUUCCAUGUGUUUAUGGGCAUCAAGUUCCGGACCCAUCUGAAGAAGCUGCUGCGGUACUACUGA
Molecule: messenger RNA, 957 nt
Organism: Clupea harengus (Atlantic herring)
Lineage: Eukaryota; Metazoa; Chordata; Actinopteri; Clupeiformes; Clupeidae
Product: chemokine XC receptor 1-like
Exons: 1
Coding region: 1-957 (318 amino acids)
Source: RefSeq, a predicted model, not a curated record